AUGCUCGACCGUCCCGCAGCAAGUACGACGUCUACCGAGGGCGUCCCGCGCUGGCGCUGGGCGGUUCUAAAGGACCAGAUCUAUGAAGACAACUUCCACAAGACGGCGAUGCAGAACAAGGUCAACUACGUCAAGAACGAAGUGCUCUCGCGGCCGGCGACGGCGACGUUCGAGAACAUGCCGCGCGACCUCGGCUUUGAGCGGCGCAAGCGCCAGCUCCUCGCACCAUGGCCAGCUGCAUGGACCUCGAC
Molecule: messenger RNA, 251 nt
Organism: Saprolegnia parasitica CBS 223.65
Lineage: Eukaryota; Oomycota; Saprolegniomycetes; Saprolegniales; Saprolegniaceae
Exons: 1
Source: RefSeq, a predicted model, not a curated record